GCCCAUGUCAAUACUUAGGUCUUACGUUCGCUAUCAUCAUUUAUCGUAUCUACAUCAACAUUCAACAUCAAUUUCUAUUCAAUCGUAAAAUAGAUUUGACGUUCGGUGUUCAUUAGCUAGUCACUCAUCCAUUUACCGUGCAGGGAAUUGCUCGUUGACUCUCAUUCUCUAAAUUUUUCCACUAGAUCGUUUUUUUCAACAGCCAACAUGUGUCGAAAAUUUUUUGUUGGAGGUAACUGGAAGAUGAAUGGUUCAAAGAAAGUCGCCGAUGAACUACUCAGCAAUUUAGUAAAAGGACCUUUGGACCCUAAUGUUGAGGUUUUGAUUGGAGUACCAGCAAUAUACUUGGAUUUCGUCAAAGAAAAAGCACCAAAUAACAUUUAUGUUUCUGCACAGAAUUGUUAUAAAACUGAAAAGGGAGCAUUUACUGGAGAAAUAAGCCCUAGUAUGUUAAAAGAUAUCGGUAUUGAUUGGGUGAUUUUGGGUCACUCUGAACGUCGGCAAAUAUUCCAAGAGACUGAUACUCUCAUUGCUGAAAAAGUAAAUCAUGCUCUUGAGUCUGGACUGUCUGUUGUUGCAUGUAUUGGUGAAACUCUCGAAGAACGUGAAGCUGGACAAACUGAAGCUGUUGUAGCUAAGCAAAUUAAAGCUAUUAAGGAGAAAAUAUCCAACUGGGAAAAUGUAGUUAUUGCUUAUGAACCAGUCUGGGCAAUCGGUACUGGUAAAACUGCUAGUCCUCAACAAGCUCAAGAUGUCCAUAAAAUUUUGAGAAAAUGGUUAGCUGAUGAAGUAAAUGAAACUGUUGCCAAAACUACACGCAUCAUUUAUGGUGGAUCUGUGACUUCAUCUAAUUGUCGAGAAUUAGCUAAAGAAUCUGAUAUUGAUGGGUUUUUGGUUGGAGGUGCAUCCUUAAAACCAGAAUUUGUUGAUAUAGUCAAUGCUAAUCUUUAAUAAGUUUAAAUCAUAAAUUUAUUUAUAUAAAUGUACAUUAUUGUUGUUUUCUUGUAAACGUAAUGCAAUAGGUAUCUAAUUUAAUACCAUUUAGAAUUGAUCAAAGCAACAAUUUUGUGAAUAAAUGUAUGUUUGUAUUUGUGUUAAA
Molecule: messenger RNA, 1099 nt
Organism: Melanaphis sacchari
Lineage: Eukaryota; Metazoa; Arthropoda; Insecta; Hemiptera; Aphididae
Gene: Tpi
Product: triosephosphate isomerase
Exons: 4
Coding region: 208-951 (247 amino acids)
Biological process (GO): glyceraldehyde-3-phosphate biosynthetic process; glycolytic process; glycerol catabolic process
Cellular component (GO): cytosol
Molecular function (GO): triose-phosphate isomerase activity
Source: RefSeq, a predicted model, not a curated record